This is a messenger RNA of Papaver somniferum (opium poppy), 1107 nucleotides long. RefSeq lists its product as uncharacterized. The transcript has 4 exons. Lineage: Eukaryota; Viridiplantae; Streptophyta; Magnoliopsida; Ranunculales; Papaveraceae. The record is from RefSeq and is a predicted model, not a curated record. Bases 1 to 1107 code for a protein of 368 amino acids.
AUGGAAAUUGGUUGGGCAAUGCAAAAUGAUUCCACUGGGAAAGGAUUCUUUACCAUCAAACUAGAUAAUGAACAAGAUCAAGGUUAUGUUAAAGAUGGUAAAUGGGAAGUUCGUCAUCAAGAAUUACGGAUUCGAAAUUGGAUUCCAAAUUUCCGUCCAGAAAAUCAUCGUACUUCUUGUGAAAACAUUUGGAUUCAUCUUCCUGGGUUGAGCUUAGAGUAUUGGGAUGAACAAACUUUAUUCACCAUCUGCAAAGCUUUGGAUACUCCUGUUAAAGUGGAUGAAGAUACAUUAAAUUUUGAGAGUGUAUUAUAUGCAAGAGGUUUAGUCAACAUUGAUUUAGCAAGGAAGGUGCCACAUAAACUUUGGGUCAAAACAAAAUUUGGAGGUCAUUUCCAAUCUGAAUGCAGAGUUAAGCAAGUAUCUCAUGAAACAAGCAAUCAAAAAAAUAACAUGAGCUCUCCACUUUUUGGUUCCUCACCAAUAAAGAGUCGAGACAAAUUUGAAUCUCAGAAAGCACAAGAAGUGGGAAAGAGCUCUAAUAUUCCACCUACUCCAGCAAUAGGUGAAAAGUUUGAUAUCUGUCCACCACCAUCUCAAAUUCAACAACCAUCAACUAUUUUCAUCAAACAAACAAUAUUGAGAUUACUUCUGUUCCUGAGGGUCCUUAGAAGAUCUAGGGCUCAAAAUAAAUUGUGGUCUUUAAUUAAUCAAUUUCAUCCUUCAUUAGUUUUUGUAGCUGAACUUAAAGUUGUUUGUAGUGCUUCCUUCUGCAAUAAAUUAAAUCUUCCUGGAAUUCAAAAUAAAGUUAUUCAUAAUUCAGUUGGUAAUCAAAAAGGAAAUAUAUGGCUAUUUUGGAAUAAAACUUUACCAGAACCAACUGUAAUUUCAAUGUCAAGUCAGAUGAUUACUGUUAGUAUUGGAGGUGUUCUUGUUUCUGGAAUUCAUGCUCGUGUGGGAGUGGUGCAAAGAAGAUUUUUAUGUAGUGAGAUGGAGCUCAUAAGUGAUUUAAAGCAACCAUGGCUUGCUAUUGGGGAUUUCAAUUCUAUAGUUUCUUCUGAAGAAAAGAUUGGUGGAAGAGCAGCUAAUAGAAGGGUGAUGCAAUAA